AAAUAUGAAAUAUGUCUGUGUCAAAUAUGAAAACAAUCUUGUAAUCAAUCGGCAUCGUUAUAUUUUUUGUAUUAAUAUUAUCAUUACUAUUUAUAAUAUUCACUCACCAUGGCAGGAGUGCUAUUCGAAGAUAUAUUCAACGUUAAAGACAUGGACCCGGAAGGGAAAAAAUUCGAUCGAGUCAGCAGAUUGCACUGUGAAUCUGAAUCGUUUAAAAUGGACCUUAUUUUGGAUAUAAAUUCUUGGAUAUAUCCCAUGGACCUGGGUGAUAAGUUUCGCUUGGUGUUGGCUACGACGUUGAGGGAGAACGGAUAUCCGGAUGGUGGUGAAUGGAAUCCUUUAGAAACGGAGGGAAAUAGGGCUGAUAGUUUUGAAUAUGUGAUGUAUGGGAAGGUUUAUAGGAUAGACGGCGAUGAAGGUGGUAUGGAACCGUCAGCAAGGCUAUCAGCGUUUGUGUCCUUUGGAGGCCUACUCAUGAGGUUGCAAGGGGACGCUAAUAACUUACAUGGCUUUGAAGUCGACCAGCAUAUGUAUUUACUUAUGAAGAAGCUAGCUUUCUAAGUUAGGUUUAAGUUACAUUUAAAUUUGUUUAAGAAUAAUAAAGAAAAAAAAUUCAUGGAAUGUCUAUGUUAUAUUGGAAAGACGUAAAGAUAUCAAGGAUUUGUUAUUACAAAUGUGUUAUUAUUACAAAUCCUUGAUCUGCUUAUUUGCUUCUAUAAUAUGAUGCGAAAAUUAUGAAUUGAUUUUGAUGGUUUACUGAUUGAAUUGAGAGUUUUAGAGAUAGUGCGCAAGAGCAACUUUUGUCUCCGUUACUAUUUUGUCUCUCCCAUCAACUCUAUGGGCUAGUAAUAAAGUGCGCGUACUUAGCGACGCAACUUCCUAUAGAGUUGAUGGGAGAGACAAAAUAGUUGCGGAGACAAAAGGUUGCCCUUGUUCGCUAGCUCUAAAGCUCUCAAUUCAAUUUGUAAACCAUCAAGCUAGCUCUAACAAAGAUGCAAAUAAUAAUUGAGAAUGAUGAACAAUUUAAACUGAUACUACUGCUCAUUUACUGUAAAAA
This is a messenger RNA of Colias croceus (clouded yellow), 1057 nucleotides long. RefSeq names its product DNA-directed RNA polymerases I, II, and III subunit RPABC3 (gene Rpb8). NCBI's taxonomy places the organism in Eukaryota, Metazoa, Arthropoda, Insecta, Lepidoptera, Pieridae. Gene Ontology annotation, biological process: DNA-templated transcription. The record is from RefSeq and is a predicted model, not a curated record. The transcript is spliced from 2 exons. Bases 109 to 561 code for a protein of 150 amino acids. Gene Ontology annotation, molecular function: DNA-directed RNA polymerase activity. Gene Ontology annotation, cellular component: RNA polymerase III complex; RNA polymerase II, core complex; RNA polymerase I complex.